This is a messenger RNA of Linnemannia hyalina, 2922 nucleotides long. Lineage: Eukaryota; Fungi; Mortierellomycota; Mortierellomycetes; Mortierellales; Mortierellaceae. The record is from the annotation of a GenBank genome assembly.
AUGACUUCUGCAUCGGUCGCUCCUUCUACCCCUUCCCCACCCCCGACGAGAUCUCGCGCUGCCUCCAUCUCGGCCUCUUCUCUCCACGGUCCUAACGGCACUAUUCUUACUUCUUCUUCUCCUGCUGUCCCCCCUGUCCCUCAUGCUCAUGCCAACGCAACCCACUCGUCGCUCAUCCCCACCAGGUACGUCAAGCACGCCUCGCUCAUCAACAACUGCUACCCUACCCGCCCGGACGAGAAGGGACCAAAGUCGAGCGAGCUGUCGUACUUGGUCUACUACGCAACUGCUAAACCCGCCAAGCUCUCCAAGGUCGGCAACUUUAUCGAGCGCCGAGUUGUCCGCGACUACCGUAAAAAGCGCCUCUCAGAUGUGCAUUGUUCCCUCGAGAUCAUCAAAAGCCUUUUGCUCUCGAGCAAAGCUCACUUGAAUAUCUUUUCCAAAAAUAUUGCAGUCAUCCUCGAUACCCUCCUCGUCGACAUUUCAGACUUUGAUAUCGUUCGCCACUGCCAGAUCGUCUUUUCUACUUUUUGCUCGGCCCAUGAUGGAUCUACUCUUGGUGUUGACCAUGAGUUCAAGGUUAUCUAUGAUCGUGUCGUUGCCCGUUUCUCCUUUAUCGCCACCCUUCAAGGUGAAAACACCAACCGGUACAGGAUGGAGGGACUGAGGGCGGUGAAGGGAGUGGUAUCUUCGACGGCGUUGUAUGCUUGCGACCCUAGAGCACAGCUGAGCUUGGUUCUGGCCCCAAUUCUCGAAAGUUUGAUCGACACCAAGGAUGGAUUGCAGGUGCCACUGGAAGAGAGCAAAGAGACUGUAGCUGCUUCUCCUCGGCCAUCAUCGUCAAUCCAAGGAACUCUUCACCCCGAGAUGGAGGUUACAGACGAGGAUGUUACCGCCGAGGCAUUACAAUGUCUGAACGCUCUUUUCAAAACACCCAACGGCGCCAAUGUCAAACUUGUCCUCCGACCCACAUUUGAAUACCUGGACGAGCACAGUAUCUGGUGGCCUGCCAGUUUUGGCGUCGGGAUCAUCAAGGCCAUCUUGAACGCCAUCAUGGGCCAGUACCGCUACAUGGUCGUCAACGAAAUCCUGACACUCAAGGAGAGCGUGGACGAGACAACUCCCGAUUGGACACUGAGGCUGCAAAAGAAGGCGACGCUUGUUUCUACUUUGGAGGCUGUGAUGGUGUCGCCUUUGAAACUUAUCGGAAUGCCUGUCUUAGAGGUGUUGAAUUCUCUCUUGACGGGCCUCGUCAAGUCAUUGUCCAGAUCAGCCAACCUGUGCAAGGAAGGCGAAUCCAGUCAGCAGAUUGUUCUCGAGACUCUCAUUCAAGACGGACUUGUCAGGAGUGUCGGUGGCCUGGCAACUCACAUAUACUACGCCAACCAGGUGCCUCAUAUCAUUUCGCACAUCGUUGGUAAACUGUCGUUCAAGAUUGGCGACAAGUCCCAACCAGAAACGAUUGACGGUGUUCCCACAGUUGAGUACCGCAAGGCCCUAUUGAGGUGCUUGACCGCAGUGAUCAAGAUGAGCAAGGACCACGGACGCCGGGAAGCAGGAUUCCAUGCGACCGACAUCUCCACUGACCUGUUGACACCCUGUCUUGGACUCUUGUUGGACGAGAAUGUUGGCGUCCGUGCUGCCUACGCACAGGCACUCAUCACCUUCCUGGCCACCGACGAUGAUAACCAUGGGCAUGAUUCCGGUUUGGGCUCACCUGUCGCUGCCAUCUCGGGAGACCUCUACUUCCGCGCUGCCACUCACCAGACCUUGCACACGUAUGCCCGCCUUCCUACAGCAACACCCACAGACAUGGCAGCCAUCUAUGGUAUUCUCCGAGCCCUGUUCACGCACUUCCAAGAUGACGAGUUCAUGCGCGUAGUACCUGUUCUGUUCUCGCUCCAGGAUUGGUGUUUGCAGGAGCCUCUCGAAGGUGAGCCCGUGGAACCUCAUUUGGUGGAGCGGAAGCGAGCCCUGGCGACCGUGAUGGUUAUUUAUUUCCAAAAGGCGCUCGGAAGCUACGGGAUGACAGAGCCAUUGGAGUACCUGGACAACAUCCAGAGCUCGCGCGAGAAUGAGUCGCAAUGGAUCCCGAUCUACUAUGAGAACCAAGAGUCGCUUACCCGGACAACAGGACAUCAAUGGGAGACGCCCUCGGAGCCUCUGUCACCCAUCUUGACCCAUCCACUUGCCCGUGACCAUCUGGUGACUCUGUUGACCACGGUCUCGGACCGCUUCCGAGCAGGCGCCGACCGGUUCAGCCUUGCCUUCACUCCCGAGAGCCAGUCCCACAUGACGACCCUUCAGUCAGCCAACCAAGAAUUCGGGAGUGGAUUGUUCCCUCCCCCUCUGCAUGGAAACCGUGGUAUGCCUGGUCACCGCGCGGACCGUAGCAUCGAUAGCAGGAUCCGUGUCUCGCGACUGAUGGAGGAUUGGGCGUUGCCAAAGAUCACGCCCCUGUCGUCGUCAUCUUCAGUCGAAUUGGGUCCUGUUUCUGAGGAAGUUUCUAAGGGUGGCCUCAAGGACUCUGCACAGGCAACCCGCGACGGCAGCUUUGUCAAUGGAGUCUAUAGCCGGAGUGACAGCGCGCUCUCGCAUAGGGCGAUCGGUGUCGACAACCUCAAGGCUGCCCUUGCAGCGACGCCUGUGACCUCGACCGAGGCCUUGAACGAGGCUGGCGCUAUUGUCACUGUCACGGGCGGAGAUGGACGAGUCAGUGCGCCGGCUUUGCAAUCCUUCUAUGCAUUGUCGACACAUGCACCCAUGUCGCGGACGAAAUUGUCCUUGGGUGUUACGGGGUCAAAUGUCUCGAUUGCUUCUAAUCUUGCAGCUUCACGUCCAGAUCUGGCGGACCUGUUGAACAAGAUUCAGGUCACUGUGCCUUCCACCAAACAGCACUCUCUCAUUACCCCUCCUUACUAG